Messenger RNA from Corythoichthys intestinalis (scribbled pipefish), 2418 nucleotides. RefSeq names its product GATA binding protein 2a (gene gata2a). Gene Ontology annotation, molecular function: zinc ion binding; RNA polymerase II cis-regulatory region sequence-specific DNA binding; DNA-binding transcription factor activity, RNA polymerase II-specific. The transcript is spliced from 6 exons. Gene Ontology annotation, cellular component: nucleus. Gene Ontology annotation, biological process: positive regulation of angiogenesis; negative regulation of transcription by RNA polymerase II; positive regulation of transcription by RNA polymerase II. The coding region runs from base 240 to 1625 and encodes 461 amino acids. NCBI's taxonomy places the organism in Eukaryota, Metazoa, Chordata, Actinopteri, Syngnathiformes, Syngnathidae. The record is from RefSeq and is a predicted model, not a curated record.
GUCUCAUUAAUGAUCCAGAGCUGUGCGCGGAUCAGGAGGCUGACACGUCCAAGUUUCAGUCAGCUGAUCGAAAACUGCAACAGGUAAUACAACGAGCUAGAGGGGAAGAAGAUCGUAUUGGCUGAGGAUUUUCCCCCCUGAAUUAAAUAAACACAGUUGAGACUUUCGCAGAGCACGAGGACCGUCAUUUUUAUCAGGAGGAUUAAACUUGCUUUGGAGGGCAAUCCGGCGUCAACGCCAUGGAAGUCGCAGCGGCUGAUCAGUCCCGGUGGAUGGCGCACCACCACGCCGUGCUGAACGGCCAGCACCCGGACUCGCAUCAUCACGGUCUGAGCCACAACUAUAUGGAGCCCAUGGCUCCUUUACUGCCGCAAGACGAAGUAGACAUGUUUCUGAACCAUUUGGACUCUCAGGGGAACCCGUACUACACCAACUCUCGGGCCAGGGUCACCUACAGCCAAGCGCACGCUCGCCUCACUGGAAAUCAGGUCUGCCGACCGCACCUCAUCCACAGCCCCGGUAUCCCUUGGCUGGACCCCGGGAAGGCAGCCCUGUCCGCUGCCCACCACCAUAACGCUUGGGCGGUGAGUCACUUCAGCAAACCCGGCCUGCACCCGACCAGCUCCGGCUACCCUUGUAGCAGCAACACCGGCACGGCUCCAGUGUCCUCGCUCACUCCGGCGACCCAUUCGAGCCCGCACCUCUACAGUUUUCCCCCUACCCCGCCCAAAGACGUGUCUCCGGACCCCGGGCCCACUUCGCCCACCUCCACAUCCACUAGAAUGGACGAAAAAGAGUCGCUCAAGUACCAAGUACAAUUGACAGACGGCAUGAAGAUGGAGAGUUGCAGCCCUCUGCGCGGCGGCCUUGCCUCGAUGAACAGUCAGGGCCCAGCCACGCAUCACCCCAUUCCCACGUACCCGGCCUACCCUCUGCACACACCCCACGAGUACAGCGGCAGUCUGUUCCAUCCCGGCAGCCUGCUCGGUUCGUCGUCCAGCUUUACGCCCAAGUGUAAAAGCAAAGCCCGCUCGAGCUCAGAAUUAUAUGCAGAGGGCCGUGAAUGUGUAAACUGUGGCGCCACGUCCACCCCUCUGUGGCGACGGGACGGUACGGGCCACUACCUGUGCAACGCCUGCGGAUUGUAUCAUAAGAUGAACGGCCAGAACCGACCGCUCAUCAAACCAAAACGUAGACUGUCAGCUGCUCGACGUGCAGGCACCUGCUGUGCAAACUGCCAGACCACCACUACGACCCUAUGGAGGCGCAAUGGCAAUGGAGACCCAGUGUGCAAUGCCUGCGGCCUUUACUUUAAACUGCACAACGUCAACAGACCACUGACGAUGAAGAAAGAAGGCAUCCAGACGCGUAACCGCAAGAUGUCGAGCAAGUCCAAGAGGAACAAGCGCUCCAGCGACGGCUUCGAAGAGCUAACCAAGUGCAUGCAGGACAAGGCCUCACCCUUUGGUGCUGCCCCUGGCCUCACAAGCCACAUGACCCACAUGGGUCACUUACCCCCUUUCAGUCACUCGGGACACAUGCUGCCGACUCCCACGCCCAUUCACCCUUCAUUCGGGCCCCCCCACCACACCAACCGCUCGCCGGUUUGGGCAGAGCCUCACUGAACUUCUUUCCCUGUCUGAGCCACCAUGUUGCCAUUAACAUUGAAGGCCCUCCCUCCCUCAAAAUACGCCGGAAGCUGAGCAGACUCGACAUGCCAUGAAUGCGGUUUAAGCCGAGCAGCGCAGAGCUCAGUUGGACUAUUUGAGUCGGACCUGGCGGAUGGAAAAAUAUAGAAAGCAGGGCCGACUGCGGGGCGCGCAGUGUAUUCUCAGUGGCUGAGGAUUGCAGGACUGGAGAGAAUGUUGACGCUUGUCCAUCUUUCCGCUCACUCAAGUCACUCUGGUACCCACUUCAACUCUCAUGAGAGGUCUUAAAAAGUUGUCGCUACACCCCAUCUCCUUAUAUUCUGACAUAUGAGCACCCACUCAAGCCCUUCAGACACUUCGGUGCUGGAAUUGAAGGCCUGCCUGGACACAAGCAGCAACAGACUAUAGGGUCAGACUGCAGAAAACACGUAAAACUGUGCUCUCCUCACAUGCUGGACACAAUGUUAAUCAGUUUUUAAUAAUGGCCUUUUAUGGAGUGGAGCAGUAAAUAGAGUGUUUAUAAAUGCUUAAUUGCUAUUAUGGUUGUUAUAUUUGAUGUUAUAAUUAUUGCUACAAUAAUUUAUUUUCACUUUUCAAGCUUUUGUCAAAGAGUAUGGAAAAUGUUCUGAGUUUGAUUUCAUGGUUAUGGCGCAAAGGAAAACACUGACUUAUGGAUAAAAAAUUCCCCGAGCUGUACGUUUUUAUCAUUUUUCCAUUGCACAAAUCGUGAAGAAAAUAAAGUUUAAUACUUAUGUCACUGCUUCUUAAA